Messenger RNA from Spirometra erinaceieuropaei, 28736 nucleotides. The record is from the annotation of a GenBank genome assembly. NCBI's taxonomy places the organism in Eukaryota, Metazoa, Platyhelminthes, Cestoda, Diphyllobothriidea, Diphyllobothriidae.
AUGCACAUGGAUGUGGUACUUGAAGAAGAAGCCACUAUUACUGAUUGUGAGUUUUCGAAAAACAUAUGGCAGGCGAAAUAUAUGCAGUACACAUGCAUUUCAGUAUACCCGUCCAUACACAUUACAUUUCGAUCGCCGGUAAAAGUUAAAUAUUCUCACGAUUCACACAACACUGUCUUUAGGUUCCCAAGCAUACACCUAUGGUGACCUUCAUGUGUGCACGUCUCACUCAUUCCGGAUUCCUACGUAUUCUGAGAAGUCAUUUAGAUUUGUUUUGUUGGAGUGUCGAAUAUAGGUUACGUGACGUCUACGUGAGGACGUUGGUGGACUAUUCAUACUGGGGAGAGGAGAAUCCAUUGCCACGUGUGAUCCGGUUGUCCAGACUAGAUGCGUCCCAUGCUAUUCUUCAAAGACUACAGAAUGAAUUCGAAUUUCCAGAACGAUUUAAAGUGGACACAACAAAGUUGCAAAAAAUAUUGCAGCAAACAAUAAUGAAUGGGGGACCUUUUUAUUGCAACAUAUAACAUCACUACCUCGGAUUUUGUAUUGCUCUGCUGUUGCUGCAACUGAAAUUAUGACACACUUUGACAGCCUAGGUGUUGUCUUGUGUUUUGGAGUAUUUAAAUGUACACAUUUUGUCGGCUUCUUGUUCGAAACGUUUGUGUAUAAAUGAGCCAAAGCAAAUAAUUUGGCUCGCGAUGGCAGUUAUGGCACGCGAAAAUAUUUAUAGACGGUUUCGAUCGACAUUUGUUAUCGUUGAUUUAUAUGGCAUUUUUGGAAAACAAAUAGUGUAAAGGAACACGGCUGUGCAUGUCCUGCUAGCAGGGAGGUCGCACGUUUUCGAUCGCUUUUUUGAUAGACCAAACAGCCUACAUAUCUCGUAGCUAUUAUUCGCCGAAAUUAUUUUACUGUCCGUUUCCUGUGGACGAGUUGACUUCACGAAUGAAGGCGAGAUUUCCAGUUCCGGGUGUAUGCAUACGUAAAGAAGAGUCGAGCACAGGAACCCUUCGUUUAUUGUCCUGAGCUUUGUGACUCAUGCAGGAGUCCAUCGUCAGAAUUAGUAACAGAAACAGAACAAGUGACAGUUAUAAGGCAUGCAGGUCAAUCAUCGACCGACGGCGCCAGACUGGAUUUGACAUCGCAGGGCUCUUUACGCCGGCGCCAGAUGGAUAAAGCGAUUAAUCGCGUUCUUAUCUGAGGCCCAGGCUUCAAACAAUUCUCGGCCUGUUUUUUUCGGCGUGGGCGACUAUUUAUGUGGCUGCGAAGUUUCGUGAGUGUGGGCGGCCACUUGUGAUAAUGCGUCGCCUCAUCGCACAGUCAGCUUAUGUUCGCGCACGCGUGAUCCGAGCAUGCGCCCGGUCUGCCCUUUGUAGUUACACGGACAGUUUGGACACUGGAUGCGGUGCACCACUCCAGAUUUCUCUUCAGGCUUUAACCGGUCUUUAAUUUUCAUGACCCUAUUGAGCAUGGUGGUUUGGGGGCUGUGUGCAAUUUCAACGCCUAGCUCCGCUGCAAUGCGCUCGGUCGCUUCUGAAACAUCCUUCAUGUAUGGCAAAGAACGCCAUAUCGUCGGUGUUGUUGAUUUUCGAGUCCUCUGGUGGCGACCGCGUAGGCAGCGACUUAUGAAUGUCAUCAGAUAGUCAUUUAGCACAAACUGUUCUCGGAGAUAACGGGCCUCACGUGCUAUGUCCUCCGGUUUGCUGCAAUGAGUUUGGAUCCGUUUAAGAAACGUGAACAGUGAGAAGUUGUGUGGUGUUCGUUGUCUUCCUAUAAACCAUCGUUUUAAAUUCACCGUUAAGAUUUCGUCUGACAAGCACACCCAGGAAGGGCAACCGCUGUUCCUGUUCUUCUUCCCUCGUGAAUUUUAUAUCAGGGAAGACUGCGUUGAGCAGGCUGUGGAAAUGUUGCAACAUAUCCUUCUUUACGAUAACGAACGUGUCAUCUACUUAAAGACGCAAAUAUACCGGCUGAUAUUGGAUGAAGGCAAUCGUUUCUAACUCCUGUAGGACAAAGUCUGCCACUAAACCGGAAACAGGUGAGUCCAUUGGUGUCCCCUUGAUUUGUACAUAGGUCUCUCCCGCUAAAGUGAAGAAAGUUUGUUGAUAGAAUUCAAACGGCCUAAUGAGGUGUUCAGUUUUGAGUGCAUUCUGAGUCUCAUUUUACCCCUCUUCAAGUCUAUUGAGCAAGACUUGGGGGGCAGGUCUGGUGUGAUGGAUGUGAAUAACGACGUCACAUCGAAGGAGACCAUGAUUUCGUCCGAUUGAACCCUUCGACCUCGGAUGUAUAUGAUGAAUUGAGAUGCUGAUCUAACUGAAUUAGUCGAAUUGCCUUGGAGAUGCCAUGGGGUUAACUGCAUAGCAUGUAGGAUAUAACGUGACUUUUUCUUUUGUAUUUACAUCAAACUAGGUCAGGAAGGCCUUUUUAAAUAGUUUAAUAAAUAAGUGAAACUACAGCCAUUAUUUUCAAAACUAUUGUGGCGACUCCAUUAUUUCACUCACCUGAGUUGCUGGGCCAUCACAAAGCCACCGUGGAAUCUGGCUGGCGUUAUUGCCGCUGUACAUCGGUAACAAUUUUUUUAUUUACCGGCACCCAUCGCGCAAAUUGGAAUCUCUGUCGUACACACUCUACCACUGUUGUUAGUAGAAAUCCUGAUCAAGUGUUUGGUUUCGACAACGCGGUGUUGUGGGAAACCUAGGUACGGGUUUAUGCCGAGUCAGUCAACUGCGUCCGGUCUUCUUGGCAACGUCUUGACAUGUGGCCGAGCCGAUGUAAGAGGUGAGAGUGGCGUUGGAGCGUGAACAAGUCUACAAGCACUUUAAAAGAAAGCAAGCGUUCAUCCCCGCAACUGCAUUCACCCUGUCUUGGAGCACACGUCGAACAUCGUCACCUACGACGGGCAAAAUGUCGGGUGUUGUCAAAAAUGGCCUUGGCUUUUUCAGUUUGAUUUUACCCCAUUAAGUUUGUAUAAGAAAAUGAGGUAUUCACCGGAUGAAAAGAAUUGCAUUGCUGUCGUUUAUGAAAACUCAGCGGGUUCUACAUUAUCAAGGCCUUUAGAACAAAAAUUAGCGAGAAUUUUAAAUAGACUGCUGACCAAUUUGGCCUUGAACCCAUCGAUUUUUCCUCAUUUCUCUGCCCUGGCCACCUGACUAACUGAUGUGAGUUUUGGUAGCCUUCUGUGUUGCGUGUCGUCAGCUCAAAUUGGCUCGCGUGCGUGUAUGCCCCCCUUCUUUUCGGUGAAUUCGUUAAUGGGCCGUGUUUGCUCGCCAUCAUUAAGCUCCGUGUGACCGUCUCGUCCUCGUCUUGGCGUAUGCAGCGAAGUAAGACUUGGAAAAACCUUUAUAUUUUUACCAUUAUAUUUGGGUCUAGUAGUAGCAAACUCUUGCCCAGUGGAACAUUAGGAAGGAGGCUAGUUUAGGCUGUGCUAUACUUUCACGCGCUCUGGGUUAAAAUGCAUGUAAAAGGGUUCGUAAGUUUUACUUUAUUUCUUAGUACGAAAUGAAAUAUUUGCAGGAAGUCGCAAUUACAGUUCGUUAAAUGUACACCGUUUCACUCGGACACAUACCGGAAUGGUGUACGUGACGAGUUUCAAACCAUGUUAGUUCAAUGCAUUCUGACAGCGUCCAACAUUUGGAAAAUGUGUAAAAAAGCGACUCCUAUAGUGUCUGCAAUUAUUAAAAACAUGUUUUGAAACAAUAAUCUGGAAGCAACUAUAUAGGAUAUGACUAAGUUGAGGAAAGCAUUUUUGAACGCAAAUGGAAACUUCGUAACACUUUUGUGAACUGAGUUUAUGACCAUCUUGAUAAAAAGGUUAAUUUCAGUCAAUAAUGUAAAUAAUGAACACAUAGGGUAGACUGUAAAUCAGUAUAAGACUGCACUUUGCGACUAAGAAAUGAGAGUAAAUUUUUAUUAUGUUCUGGUGACAGUGCGGCAAAAUGGCACACACUGAUUACAUUUGUGCAAGUUUUGGCCAAAAAGUCUAAUUUGCAACACAAGCUGCUAGACAUUUGUUGGGUACUACGGGAUGGGCAAGCACUGGCUCAUAUCGACAAAAACAACCCGAAAUAACAAACAUGCUUUCAAUUAGAAAGUUAGUCCUAGGUGAUGCUGUAACACUUAAUGCCCUUCGGCAUAAUUCCAAAAUGCACGAGUCACACAGCGUUAUCCGCUUUAAUUGAGCUUCUACCCUGCUGGCUACAUAAAUCACAGUCCAUUGUUAUAACUACUUGUGUAGUAUGAGUUUGUCGUUAUUUAACUUAUAUUUCAUCGUUAAUUAAAUCAUGUGUUUUGGAUGUCCCCAUUAAACUGAAUCCAACUUUUUAGAUACAUUUAAGAUAAUUUAAUGUCUCUUUGCUAAAAAAUAGUCAUUCCCAACUAGGCGUCGUUUUUCGCAUUUAAAAAUAUCAUCUAAAGUCUAAAAUGUUAGUUUGGCCAAAAUACUUUGUUAUCACCCUGCAGGAUAGUUUAGACUUUAGACUCACCUAAGUAACUCCUACGUUCCUAAAACCCAUUUCAGCAUAUAAAGCAACUUUUAUAAAGUAGACCACUUAGCAUUUGUCGCAAUUUGUACAAUGCGUCAAAUGGACUACUCAUCGGGCUAUGAGAGCUGUAAAGUUGGCAACAAAUAAAUUUUUUUAUUAUGCCAAUGGGCUUACACACUAUAACUUUAAGUCGUAAAAGUUAUUAUCGGCUAUUUAAUUCCUGAUAGAUUGACUACGAACUCGAAACUGAUCAGUUUAUUCAAGGUCCAUAGGCCCAGACCGAGCAGUUUAUGUAUAAAUUGUUGGGCCGAAUUCCAUCAGCCAAGGCUGGUAACCGCGUAAUAUUCAGUAACUGCCAACAGGCAGCUAAUAGUACACUUUCGGGUAAGGUGAUAGCAUACGCUAAGGGCAGGUGCUACUCAGAAGCCUUUUACACGUGUUUCGCCGAGAUUAUGCCGCUGCAUGGGGCACCGGCGAGUGGUUCGGCUCGUUACUUGGUCCCGCAGUAUAGUAUCACCUUACGUAAUGAAACCUAAUUUAGAUUUCGACACAGUGGUUGACUAAAUUAAGCAAUCCGUGAAGAGGACUGGUCGGGCAUCAUACGACAUUUUCAUUUGUUUUGAAGUUUCGAAAAUGAGAUAACGGCAGCAACAGAAAAAACGACGACUGUAUGGUAUGAAGGCCAGUCAUCCAGCAACGAUCCAAGGACGCAAGUGUGUGCACAGGCAUCUGUACGUCGCCGCCGGAUCGACAAAUUGAUCAAGUGAAUUCUCUUAUGAGACCAAGAAUACAAUGAUUUGUCGACUUUCUGUUUUCGGCGUGGUCGACGUGCGGAGUUAAACAUAUCACGCCUUUGGUAACCCUAGACAGAUAGUCGUGGAAUUUUUUAAAUCUGAAUAUUACGCUUACGUCAGGUUAAAUACUUAAAGAAGACGUGAUGGUCUACCACAUUAAUAAAAGAAUGAACGUUAUUACAAAUCUAUUCCACAAAGUAUAUUUAAACCUAUCAAGGCAUGAAAAGUCAUUAAGAAAGCGUUAUGCUAAGUAGAUAGUCAUAUUAACCCGCUUUAGCUUUUGCAUUCGGCCAAAAGACGUAUACGUAAAGUCGGCACACUUAAGUAACUAAAUAAUUAUUAAAGUCUGCUGCACGGCGCUUGCUGUCACAAUCCUACUAAAGUAAUUUUUUGACCUUUAUAAAUUGUUACUUUCAAAAUGUUUCACGGAAUAUUGGACUGUGUAUGUCCAUUUAAGUUGAAUUAGUGCAUUCUAAUGCAUAUUUCCCUUUUAACCAUCGUAUUUUAAUUAUGGUUCAGCAAUUUACACCCAGUGAACUAUUUGCGACUGGGUUUGUGUGGACAGUCAGGUGGCGUAUUGAAGAUUUGGGAUAAAUAAACCUUUCUAUUAUUGGACUUAAAGUAUACACUUUCCUGGUUCGUAUGCAAUUAAAUUUCGAGGGAACAAAGUGCCCAUAAAAACGCAGCUUGAUGAUACAUUGACGCUGAUAGUCGCGUUUUCGUUUUACAGGCCGUGUUUUUGAGAAAAUAAAACGAAGAACUUUUUGUGUGGUCAAAAUCUAUUAACUCACACUUUUCGCAGUAUCAGACGACAUGGCAUGCUUAUUUCUUUACGGUAACAUGCUGGAAUAAAUUCCAUUUAUUAAAGUGGACAGGAGGCAAUGAAAUCAGCACAAGCUGUUUUAAGUAUGAGGGAGAAUGAUCGUUACUCAUCGUCCCCCCACGUAGCUGAUGUAACUACUACUAUCAUUGUCGAUCGCUUGAGUUUGUUUAGGACAGCGCCAUGCCACCAAAUAAUUUACGGUCACUUGUGCAAAAUAGGUGUCUUCAGAUAGAUAAAAACAGCGCGAUAGAGUAUAGGCAACUUGGAAACAUAUCAUAAACUUUGUUUUUACUGUUCUUCUUUAAAUAUUCAGUUAGUUCAAAUGACCUUAGUAAAAACGGCAGUUUGCGUAAAGGGCUAACGCAAAAUGUAAAGCACUGGUUGUUUCGCAAUUGCAGUGGAAUCGUUUGCAUGGGUUCAUUCCGAUUCAAGUUAUAAAAAUGUUCAAAUAAAAACCUAUUUUCAAUGCGUAUACUAUCGGUUUGGUAGGAGCUCCUGUGUGUACAAAAUAGGGACGGAAGCCUUCCUCAAGGACGAAAAGGUGACGCGUCUAACUGUUAAAGAAUAUGGCAAUACUGCAUGCCCCCAAAGGCGGCAUUUUGAAAUUACCGAAUUUUUUGUGUUUGCGGACUCUGUGACGGCAACAGUUUAUAACUUUAUGACUUUUCAUGCAAUCAUCUGCGUUUUUUCGAUUCUCCAAAAAUUUUGAGUUUUUUGAAUAGUUGGUCAUAAAAAUAGAUUUUAUGCUAUUAUUUAUCAGAAAGCAAGAAAUUAGAUGCUAAAUGGAGUCAUUUACCGUGGAAGAGACCGCGUAGAUGGGCUUUUUGUGAAGACUGUUGUUUGGAUCGCGCUGAUAGACUCGCCCACACACAAAACCUCCUUGCCGAAAAAAACAAACUUCAAAUAACACAUGUCAUGGCGAAGAAUGAUAUUGACUAAUUUACAACGUUUCUCUAUCAGUAACGUUUUCUGAAGUUCUAUAAAAGUUUAUUCGUCUGAGGAAUGACAACAUGCUUUACCCUUCAACAACCUAAAGCCAAGUAAAGAAUUGUCGCUUUUUGCGUUUUCCAUGUGCCUUUCAUAUUUACAAUUUGUCUCUUAUUAAAAAAAGCAAUUGGUUUUUACUAUCUUCGCGUGGUAUUAGAGUCUAUUUUUCGCAUAAAAAUACGCACAGGCAUUAUUACUUACAUUUUGGUCAAACCGUAAGCUUUUCCAUGUUACGCUCCUAAAUAACGUAUAAGCAGAAACCAGAUCAAACAAAAAAAUCAUUCUUUAUGUCCCAAUCAUAAUGUAAUGACAGUCAACAGUGACACUUUUAAAAAGGCUAAGACACCGUGGGUCGGCUUAAUCAAACGAUUACCUAUGGACGUUAAUAUUGUACUUCAGUAAACAAAAACAAACAGUGCUGCGAAUUGGAAUUUAGAUAUUGACAAGACAUCUGCAUUAAAUGAAGGGGCUAUCCACUAUGUAACCACAUCUUCCGUCAGAAUGAAUUUAAAAUUCUUUACGACAAAGUGCAGAGUUUGCUAUCAAAGUUCGACGGACUGAAGAUUCACGUCUGCUAUUUAUCCCGUGGCGUAAUCUCUUUAACAGAAACCUUGUUGACCCAGCACGUGGACGAACGAGAGUUUAGAGGUAAUAGGGAAGGGCGUCAGGGGGGAGGCGUAAUCACGUAUGUGAAAAAUAGGAUAAAUGUUUCAAACAAAACCGAUAACUUUCCAUGCACUUCCGAGACAAUCUGACUGUCUAUUUAAGUGCCGAGUUCGCCUAGCCUCGAUGUCCUGACAGUUUAUCUACCGCCGAGACGGGACAACAUGGCCGACGAUUGCCUGCUGAAGGAGCUCGAAAUGUUCGCUACGCGACCGGAUAUCCUGAUCAUGGGCGACUUUAACGCGCCUCAUAUUGACUGGAGCUCGACCCAUGCAAAUAGUUCGGAACAGACCUUCAAUAGCAGUUUUCUGAACACGGCACUAAAGUCAUUUCUCACUUCACACGUCAUGCUUCACACACAACAGGCCAACUGCCUUGAUCCUAUCCUUACGAAAUCACAGGACAGCAUUGAUAAGGUGUCUUGCCCACCCUUUUCAGGCAAAAAUAUUCACGUCGUUCUUCUAUGGGAUUACUCGCUUUUUCCAUGCUCGUGUGAUACAAAAAUGAUGCCUGAAUAGUAACUUUUUAAUAUAUCUUUGUAGAUACUUCACCAAAACAAAGGUCGGCGUGAUAUUUUUGUUGAAACCUUCUGUCGGAUAUUUACUAAUAGGUAAAGUCCAUAAAACAUUUAUUUUUUCUGGUAAUUUAACAAAUUUGGUUUGUUUUUCAUAUUUUUGGAUAUGUUUAUGUCGUCUAAGUCGAAUUAAUGAUUAAAAAUCGCAUGCAGUCAUUUUUGUGGAGCGCCCGUUGUUACAGUCUGAACAUUGUGUGGACUGCGUCUUUGUGGUUAAUUUAACAAGUUGUGACAUAAUGUACACAAGAAGAGUUUAUGUAUAUUUGGAGAAACUAUAUUAGGCCAAAACCAUUUCCUGAUAAUUACAAGCAAAAAAUACUACUUAAUCAUUGUUAUACGGGUAAAGAUAGCGAAUAUUUGUUCCUAGUAUACGGGCAGUAACUUUAGAAACGUCCUAUUGCAUAUAUAAGUGGAGUGCGUUUCUUACGUUCAGACCACCCUUAUGCUUCUACAGACAGUAUCAAAAACGGUAAACUGCACAUGAAGCCAAUCUACCAUGAGUUGUCAGUCAUUCUUGCCUUUAUAACCACUGCAAUUAAUUACAUAAGGGAGAUAGAAGAGUGCGCCUGGGUUGAUGAGAACUACGAAUGAAUACUUCAAUAGCGCAAAGUCUUAAUGGAUAAAAAUGACGCUUUUAAAAGAUGUUAUUGCUUUUACAGAAAUGGGCACAACGCACUGAACAUUCGUUUUAAAUCCUCGUGUUAUCAAAAGGAGUAAGGAAGUCAUGACUCAACAAUUUUUUUUAAUAAACAAAAAAGCAAUCGUUAAAGUGACUGUUUCGGGCCGUCAAUAAAUAUUUCUAAAAGGCCAUCAGAUGUUCUUUGUUGGACACAUUCUAUUUAUCGUUACUGCCUCUUCUAACAAAUUAAUUACUAUAUGUGCGAAGUAGGUUUCUAAAUACGUUUGUUAUAAAACAUGUUUAAAAUAUGGCGAAAGUGAUUGCUAUAUUAUAUAAGGUAAAUUGUCCAUGCAAAACCUUGUCCUCUACCAUAUUCAUACAUUCUUGCAUGCUGUUACAUAGAUAAUGAUUAACACACUCUGGGCAGUUUCUCCAAACAAUACACUUAAAUAUCGCUUAAAGGUCAAAGUGUGUAAGGUAUCCAGAAAGAAAACUGAACAUGUCACAUUAAAGAACCAGCCGUUUAACGCAUUAGAAAUGCCGAAUACAAGUCUGCGGUAUUUAACUUCUUAAAUUAGUGUAACAAGGAAAAAAUGUUUUCGACUUCGGAGGAGGACUUCAAAGUGUUUUAACAUUGAUUACCUUGCAGCAUAAUCCUGACUUGUUCCAGUCACGUCGGGAUUCCAAUAUUCUAAUUUGCUUCUUUUCAAUCGCCUGCAAAACAGCGCUCGACUAAAGGAUAAUUGAUGUGCAAUGCUUUUCAGCAUAUUUUCUAUGGUCGUUUAAGUUUGGGUGCAUGAUAUGGAAAGCACAUACAUAUACGUCAUUCACUCAUUCAUUUGAAAACAACAUAUGCCCUGAUAAAAUUCUGUUUUUAAGAUAAAAAAAUCACGUUUUGAAAUCUUGCAACCAAGAGGCUUUCACACCAUGACGACAUAUUUGUGGGAAAGGGAUAUUGAGGUUCGCAACGAGAAAUUUAUCCUAACACAAUUAUGAUACAUUGUUGCAGAUAAUAAAGCGGACAUUUGUAAACGGAUGCACUGAUGACCGAAUAACCUAAUUUGCAUAAUUAGCGCAAUGAGCUUUUGAAUGGACUGGCUCGAGGACGCAUGACCAUGCUUAGUGGAUGCAUCUUAAUAUGGCCGCCAUACCACCCUCACGAACGUGUAAUUCGAGCUCCAAUUUCUGUGAAAAUGUUCUACAGUAUACUUGGAUAGACCAGUUCAACUUUUUCAAUCCCUGUGCUCAAACCUACCUCUGAUCAUCUCGCUAUGCUCUUGCCAUCUUAGUCUGAAGAUAGGGAGAAUAUAGUGCUGUACGUACCGCGCAGGUAUGUCUUACUAUAAGAUAGUUCACGCGCCAGUCAUCCGUACUGCGCCCACUCAGUGGGGCACAAGGUUGACGCCGUCGUUAGCGACGGUCGAACCCUCAUACAGAAGAUGGAGGUACCUACAGAGACAGAAGAGAUUAAGGCAAUCGCCGUCUGCCGAUCAUGCGCAACCGCAGUUCUCUAUGACUCAGGGUUCUCCCCUUAAUUCUUCGACCAUUGUACGUCAUGUAGUCCCUACAACCACGUGUCUAUGAGUAAAGUAGAAAAGCACCUCAAAGUGUUCCGUGGAUCAACAACUGCCUGACCGGAUCGUGUCUCCCGCUUUCUUCCUUAACCUUGUUCUCAGAUAGCCCCUGCUUAAACACACCUGAUAAGCACUCUUUCAUGGAGUCCAAUAUUCCUGACGCCGGGUUGUGGUUAAAAUCCCUCCACCCAUAAACAUUUGCUCAUUUUGGUCCUAAAUAUUUACAACCAAUUGCCUGCUCUUUGGCACUACUGGUACAUGCUGAACGAGUUGCUCUGGAUAUUAUAACGUUAUCAUCUACCAGUAUGACCUAGGGCUCUGAUUGAAAUUCUUCCAUAAUUCUUCGUCAAGUAGUCCGUUCAUCCACCAACCAACAACUGUCUUAAUAUGUAAUGGUGAUGCCUAUGGCUUAUGAAUGCUUAUGGAAUCUGGACAUCUGCUACAUUUGUUACUGCAUUUCUCUUGACUCUGGUGACAUAUUUUUGCAAAAAGAAUACUUCAUGAACAAGAAAUCGUUUGAAAAUGCAGUAAUACCUGACUACCAAGUUCCGUAAUUCAGUCAAACAUUGAUUAAAAACAGUUGCUUUAUAAAGAUAUUCGUCCCUCCUUAAAUUAAAAUUCUUGAGGUGAAUCACCUUUCUCUGUACGCAAAUAGGCGACGCAAAAGAUCCAAUUGAACACUAAGGAGGCCAUAUUGAAAUCUGAAAGGGAUUAUCUAGAAAAAACACUCACAACAAAUGUCGGCAUAGGGAGUGCGGCGCCAGACCCAGUUGCCGGCACACGUCGCGGCAAAAGGGGUUUGUGCUGCUCCAAUAUUAAAGCUUGGCUAAGACGCUGGUUAAAUGUUUUCUUGUGGACCAGGGGAUGUCGUGGUAGGCCUACAGGCGAUCCUCUCCAAAUUCUGGUCCUUUUGACUACAUAUGUCUUGACACCUGACCCAGAUGGGCAGGAAGAGAAAGUGCGUAUGGAACUCAUGUCCACUUUCAUUAAAAUCCGAUGCACCCGAAAAUCAUGGUGCUUAAUCUCACCCUAUUGUAGAGCACACGACGUUUAAACUAUCGAAUUUCUUACUUGACUGCACGACUCGGAAAAACUAAGCACCCAUGACAUUUUUUUGGCCACGAAAACAAAUGAAUAGGUCAUAUAAUUGUCUGUGUGACAAAGCCAUUCUUCGAUCAAGUGGAAAUUAAGACAUAUAACACAGGGUAUUUAACUAAUGGUGCGGCGAUACCUAUACCGACUUUCGCGUCAGAUCGUCAAACUUCUGGCUAUGUAACUAUUUGUUUUUAGGGGGAUUAAUUACAAAAAUUAGCUUUUGAUUUAGAAUCUGUGGGAUAACCGUUGUUUUUAGUGAAUAUCGGGCCACCGCAAGCAUAUAUCCAUAGGUAGUUUUCAUUCUCAGUUUGUGAGCGUGUGAUGAUGGUGUAAUGAUACGCUUAUGUUCUAUAGGAUACAUUAAUUCUAUACACUUUAAGCAUUUGAAACCGUGCUUAUAUUACUUAUAGUCAUCGGCAAGUAAUUCUGUCUUUGCUGCAAUGCACUCGUUGAUGGAAAUUCGCCGAAAACUAGUUGUUAUGACUUGGUUUACAGACGAGCAUCCACAUCUGCUCGUCCAUGCAAUCAUAUUCAUCUUGCUCCUUUGUCCUUUGAUCAUGAAGGUGACGGUGUCCCUGUAGACGUUACGCUGAAAAGUGCACUGAAGGAGAACAAGGCAAAAACUACGAAUUACUGGAUGCGUUUAUUAGUACUUUCUUUUGAUAUUCGCAUCACUGAAUGGAGUGUUUGAAUGCAUUUGACUUAUCGGACAAGUCAUUGUUCUACGAGUUUUUUGAUUCGGUUAACUGCCUAUAUAUGUACUAAGUCAGUAACCACUUAGUAAUCAGGCCAACAUUUUCAAGAUAAUUAAUAAGAAUAUGUCUUGAAAGACGAAUAUUGAAGGUAAAAUAUUAUUUCCUGUUCCAUGUGCACGUAAUAAAAACUCUAAUUCAGUCAAUUCGACAGGCUUCUUCAAUAUAAGAGAAACCCUUGAAACAAACGCUUUCCCAUCAGUUUGGAGUCGUCGUCUAUAAUUUUACAUUAAUCUUUUCUGUGCCCUUAGUCAUUGAGCCGGUCAUUUGAGUGAGGGCAGUAAAGCAAACUGACAGAGGCUUUUGCAGUGUAUGAAUGCCUAUCGGGACAUGACAUUUUAAAUUAUGCUUUCAGGGUCUGAUGUCGGCCUUUCUAUUACGCGUUUGAACUACCGCUUAAAGCCCCUUUCGACGACAUAUAAUUAAAAAGCCACAAGUAUUGCGCAAAAUGAGACGCCGUAUAUCAGGUUUGAAGUAGGUCAUCAGGGGAAAUUUGAUUUAUGAUAUAGGGAAAGGCUGUGGGUCAACUUUUGCCUGACCAUCAACCCGAACUGUGAUUUAUGUUUCCGUUUUGAGCUUACAUUUUGGGCAAAUUUUGGUUAAGGUAUAUGCAAAGUUUAUGAGGAACGAAUUUUCUUAAAAUUCACGCAAAAGGCUAAAGAAAAAUUAACAGGUUCGAAUUCUAAGUUGUUAGCUAAACUAUAGCGAAUGUGUUAAUAGGUCCUAUCCCACAACAGGGGAUAUACAGAUUAAAUAUUACCGGGAUGUAAAUAUUUUUUACUGGGCAACCACACAAGUAUGGAUGAUUUCUCGCCAAAAUUUAGAACAGUGCAUUGUAAAGUCAGAGUCUCUAAAGCCACGUUGGACCGAACUGCACUUAAAUACAAUUCAUCAUAAAUACAAUCUUGCUAGGACAUGAAUAGGUAUAAGAAUGGACUCAGAGUGACAAAUUCAUUAAACGAUUUAGCGAUUGGUUGGGAGUCCAAUUUGGAUGUAGAUGCUUCUUCGGGUUGCGUUGAUACACUUGGCCAAACAUGCAACCUCCUUGUCAAAACAAUGAACGGCCAUAACAUACUCCAACGGCGAAUAUUCCUUUAAUUAUUUAAAAUUUUCUCUAUAUGUCAUUUUUUUAAAGCUAUUUAACGGUUUAUAUCCUUCACGGCUGUCAGCGCAAUAUAACCUUCUACAUUAUAAAGGUUAUUUAAAAUUUAAAAUCAUCUGACCACCUUUUUCACCUGCUUAAACAUUUUCGCAUAUUUAAAAAGCAAACUAAAUAAUUUGGUUUGUUGUUUAUAGUACAGUAGUUUCGCUAUUUUUCCUUAAAUGACGAGCACAUUUUGCGAUUAUCAACUCAUUUAAGCAUUCCCAUUUGCACAACGUCACCUCGAUUAAGCCGCAAGAUUUUGGCUGUUCCACUUCUUAAUUAGGUAUAAGCAGAAACUCACUCGUAAAAAUGCAUCUUUCUUUAUGUUCAAAAUUUAAAAUAGUGCCAGUCGCUCAAACAAAUCGAAAAGACUACCUCCUCCAUCUGUACGCUCCUUCCACCUUUUUCUAUUUUAUGUUGCACACUCACAGGCUCGGCUGGUGCCCUCCUGUACGACACUGAAAGCUUAGGACAAUUCAUGUAGUGUCCCAGUGACAGCGCGCUAAUUUCUUCGUGAUAUCAUCUAGGCGCAUCUGGUUUAGCGCCUAACUGAAAUACAUUCUUAAGUCCUGAAGGAAACCUUAAUGCACCGUGCAUAAAGUUGAGGUUCAUGCCAAUUUAUAAAGAUUAAAAUGUGUAGCACUUGGAAUUAAGAGCAUUUUAAUGGGCCUGUGUGACGAACAUCGCUACACAAUCAAUCGCAACAAAAUUGUUCUGAGCCAUGUAUCCGUGUGAUGAACAAACGAUCUUGAUUUUGUCUCUGUAUGGUUGAGGAGGACAAGUAAACCAGGAAUGUUAAGUCGACAUGCUUAAUACUCUGCGUGACAGUCAAAUAUCGGCACAAUUUUGAUUAGUCAAAAUUCCCUCGUAAUAAACUAUGUACUUAUAUGCCUCAAAACGUGAGCACAUCCACUGUAUCGUUUUCGCACAAUUGUCUGCAAAGGUUAUAAAAGAAAAUAAAUGUUUACACAUGACACAGUUACCAAAUGUUCGCUCACAUCGGCCCACUUCUAGUAUUUCUUCUCUCCGCAGGAGCAUGUAGAUGGCUUGGAAGUAAGUAAAGUGCUGUCUUGAUAUGUGCGAUAUGCCAAUGUGGCAAAUAUGCCGUCCUAUUGUAUGAGAAGAAUGCUAGCUUGUUUUACUUAUUAAAUAAAUAUCAAAAUGGGUCUUCUCUUACAAAAUGUGCUCAAGUGAUUUAAGUUGAUUGAAACCUCCACAAAUAUGGCUGACAACUAUUUGUUUACAUUAUGGCGGAGAUUGAGAUAGUGAUAAUGAAUUUGAAAUCCAGAAUAUGAUCAAAGAGUAAGUACCUGCUGCACGAAAUUUACGAUCGAAAUGCGGCUGUCGAGUAUUGAUUAUACUGACAGAUAACACACAAUCAUCUCAAAAUAUGUUAGACAAAUAAAUGUUUUGUUGUACAUUGACAACACAUAAUCUUUUUAUUGACUCCCAUUUCUUGAACACCAUUAGACAGGGAUUUUCAGCAAAAAAACUAAAACAAUGUUUAUUGCAAUUGAUUAUACAUAGAUUUAUUUUGACGCAUUGUUGUGGUAAGGAAGUAUGCAACGUAUUGUGCCUAACGAUAAAAGUGCGUCAACAUUUUGAUCCGAGCUCCUCAAUCAGCCUGCAACAAAUCCUAUUUUCGCCUACCUUUGGUAAAUUUCGAACUUACCUUUUACGCUUGGUCAUUUCCCUAUUUUUAUUUGAGCAACUAAACAGUGCCCAAUCGAUGGAGUCCAGCUUAAUUUGGAUCAUGUGGCCAAAAAUUUGCUGAUGCAAGCACCCCGCAUUUACGCUACUCAAAUUUCAUAUCAUGAUCUCAUCCUGCGUGUAGACGUGGUGAUUGAAGAAGAAGCAACGAUCGCUAACCUCGAGUUUUUGGCGAAUAAUAUGCAGGCGAAAUACAUGCAGUACACAUGCAGUCUAGUGUACCCGUCCGUACACAUGACAUUUCAUUCGCCGGUAAGAGUUUGGCAUUUUGAGGACUUGAACAACACUAUUACUUUAGGUUCCCGACCAAAUGACUAUGCUAUCAUACCCAUGCUCACGUCUGACUCAUUUGCAAUUCCUUAGUAUUUUGAGUGGCAGUUUAGCAUUAGGCUGUUGGAGCGCUUCAUAUAGCCUGCACAACCUUAAGGUAAAGGCCGUGAUUGACUACGCAUACUGGGGAGAGGAAAAUCCAUUCCCACGUGUAGUCCUGUUGUCCAGGCUGGAUGGAUUUCAUGCUUUUUUACAGAGGCUGCUGUAUAAAUUAAAAUUUCCAAAACUAUUUGAAGGAAACAUAAGAAAGUUACGAAACAUACUGCAGCAAAAAUUCCUUAAUGCGGGACCUUUUAAUUGCCGUAUAUAGCAGCACCGUGGUAACUGUUUGGAAUUCACUGUUGAAAAGUUCUAUCUGAUUAUCAACGUUAUUUAAAAGCAUGAGCAUGUUCGAAAUAAAGCUGUUCUUUAACGUUUCCUACAUCAUUAGCAAAUGUUGCCAAACAAUCUCGUUAAUGUUCAUAACCGAUAAUUCUGUUGAGCGUUAUUUCGGCCUUUUCGUGUUCGUUGCUCAACAAACAUGAUUCAUAUCAGCCACCUUGAUAAUGUCGCGAAUUUUGCGUUCAUGAAGGCCGUAUAGGCUAGCAAACCUGAUUAAUGGUGGACAGUGGUCGUUGUGUUGCAGAAUCAUCAUCGGUUUCGCAGGAAAUAUCGUCCCGCAGGAACAAAACUAACCGCAGGCACCUAUGGUACGUGACCGGUAAUAAUGAAUGAUUUUGAGGUUCAACAUGGGAACACGCAGGGGACGAGUUCAAGUAGAUGUUUGCAAACGAAAAUCGGUUGGGAAUGCGAAAAUGUACAUUGCGUGGUUAAAAAAAUUAACUAACUCCUAGCCCAAACUCUAAUGUUUAACUCCAAAUCAUUACCCCUAUUUAACCCCUACCUCAGAUCGCUAACCUCCAACCCUAACAUCUAAAACUACCCCCAGACGUAAUCCCUAACCAUUAAACCUAAUAUCAUCAUCAACAGUUUUGUGUCCCUCUAAUGGGGGCUACAUAACCACGUUUUGCCGAAUAUUUUCAUUGGAGACAAUUUUACUUUUCGCCACCUGUAGACGCGUUUUGCACGUUACAGCCAAGUAAGCAAAUGAUUCGCGUUUUCCCCAUUAAAUAGACGAUAAACCAGAAGGCUUACGAAAUGACUUUAUUAAUAAAUGCAAAUUUGUCUCUUUGUUAGUGUCGUCCAUAAUGACCACGAUAAUGUUUAACAGGAUUUUGUUUGUUGUUUUUCCUUUGCCGUUUUGUGUAAUGGUUAUCUUACUUUUGCUAAACUUGUACAUCAUCUGUCUUACUGCAUUAUGAGAUUGCAAAUUGGACGUAUUAGCUAAUUUCAGUAACUUAUGGGUCUCGCUAAACAGAUGAAUCCGGCGAACCUUUUACAUGUGCAUUAUCUGAGAUUGUGCUGCAUUUAUAGGUCAAUCAGGAUUUACAGUUGCGGCGGACAGAAGGCAGCCAAAUGAAAAACAAUAUACUUUUUGGAAGUUCUAAGUACGCCUGUAUAAAUCAGAAUUAUGUAUUUGCCUGGUAGAGCAGCAUAUGUUCCAUCAAAAAGCCCCUCUCUAAAACAUAUCGGAUGGAUAUGCGAAGACGGUGUAAAAUAUAUUAGUGAAUGGCAUUGCAGCAGUGUCAAUACCGGUCAAAAAUGUAUUGCAGACCCAACUGUGGAUUGCUUUUUGGCAAUGUUUGGGUGUUUUCCUAAUAUAAAUUAUGUGAGGACAAAUAUGUGGGAUAAGAGGUCAUAAAUCUACCACAGAGUCAUUUUGUGUGUUGGUUGGGUACGCCAGUGCACAAAUAGGGGACAAAGAGCCGUCUACACCGAAACUACAGUUAGUGACCUAACUCAUGAAAUGUGCCGAAAUUUACGAAUGAUUGCCAAUCACUCGCAACCCGACACCAUUUCAUGAGUCAAAUGUCCAUGUUAAUUAAGUACAUAUUAAACGGAAUUAUAACAAAGAAGAAACAUUGUAGGCAGCGUUGCGUCGUUUAGAAAUUCCGAUUUACUUUGAAAAGCGCAUUGUCACGAUAACGUCAGAAAUGUCUCUUAUUUGGUAAACUCCAUUUCUAAAUGUAUAGAAUGUAUUUUCAUACCAAAAAUAUAGUACAUAUGAAAGUAGACAUAAAAUGACGUCUUAUAACAGUGUUUUUGGUGAAUUUUACAUAUAAAUAUCGUUUAAUAAAUAGUGUGAUUUCAAAUAUGACGGUUUGUCAACUGCCUUCAUUCCGUGUUUAGAUUUUAAAACAGUUUUCCAGUGUUUUGGUUUUAAUUUUAUUUCUUUGAUGCAAAUGAGAUGGUGUUCACCGAGAGAAGCUGGACUUUGCUUGAUUUCACCGAUGUGGACGUCUUAGGAACAAACGUUUUCGUAAGGUGAGGUGCUAUGAAGCGGGUCCGUGCCUGAUAAAUUUAAAUAGAACUGACAGGCGUGAUCGUUAACAUACCAUUUUGUAUUUAUAGGGAGAAUUAUUUUCCAUUAAAUUAAGUUACACCACUCGUUCGAUUUGGAUUAUGAUUAGUUUCAGAUGGGCCUCGAAGUAUUACUGAAUAAUUCAUAUUGACCCAACUGUGAAAAUAUCGGCGCCUCGGUGGGAUUCGAACCCACGCAGUAAGGGGAAGCCUCCCCCCUUACUGCGUGGGUUCGAAUCCCACCGAGGCGCCGAGUUUUUCACAGUUGGGUCAAUAUGAAUUAUUCAAAAUCUGCCAAAAUAUCAAUGUAUUACUGAAUACUUCAUGAUUUUCAGUGUUUUCAUUCGAUCUUCCAUAAAGGCAGACUCCGAAUCACCUGCCUGUUGGGAACUUUAAAAUAAAGUUAUUCUUGAAAGCAUUUACCGAAUAAGUAAGAUAUCGUACGCUCUUAUUCACGAAGAUGGUCCUUUUUGUCACAUGUGAAGACUCAUUCAAACCUCAAACUUCAUUUUCGAGAAAAAUGUUUGCCCACACGAUACCAGCAACGAAUUUGUUUUCGAUAAAUAAGAAAACUUUCCUUAAUAAGUUACCUCUUUAAGAAGUGCUUUAUUACUGCACUUCGUUAACGGAUCUCUGUGUACUUAGCAUUUAUUCACUGCGAUGCCAAGAAAUAAUGUGACACUUUUGGCCCUUCCUUUCACGUUCCUAAGAAAUACUAAUACUUUUCUACCGUAAACGCAAAAGCAUACCUUCCUCUAUACAGUGAGGCCAUUUCCACAGUUUUUGCUCGCUUUUAGACUCCGUUCUUCGAUUAUGAAUGGACGGCAAAGCGCCCAUAUAAAUACUGAUAUUUUGCUAAAACUACAAAUUUUUUGCUCGUCACCUUUUUUUAUAAGUCAUGCACAAAAGCUUACCUACACGAAAAGUAGUGUUUUAUAUGUUUAAAGCUGGAAAUGACCAUUCCGUGUUGAUCAUCUAUGUAACAUCACGUAGAGUUUUCCUAACGGCAAAAGAAUUUCAGCCUGCUUCAACGAAGGAAUCCAUAUGAGCACUUUUGAGCAGCAAAUGACAUGGGUCCGCUACCUUCACACUUAGAAGUUGAUAAAAUCUCUAGUUUUCUAAAAAUAACCUUUGUCAUAGCAGAUUGAUCACCAUGGUGGACAUCAAACAUAAAAUAAAUUUUUAAGUUCGGCUAAAUCUGUUUAUUAAAACUCUUGCGGGUAAAUUACUAUCCUUUCAAUAAAAAAGCCGCUUAAAUGCGUAACCGGAGUCUAGGACAUGUACUAUCAUGGGAAAUUGCACAUAUAUAUUCCAACGUCCACUUUCGUUAAAAUUUACUGAUAUUUUAUUUGAUACAAUUACGUAAACACAUUUGCUGUACAAGAGAAGGGCAUUUUAUGAGCAAAAUGGAUAAACGAACAAAAUGCUCAACAUUAAAGGCGUCCAGAAAUUCUCUGAUCAGCUUCCAUUAUCGGAUUUCAUGAGAUAGGUCGCGUUCUGUAUGUCGCUACUAUUACAUAAAAAACAAAUUAACUAUUUGCCCGAGCGUUUUCAUUUGAUAGGAAAAGAGUGCUUUAGCGUAAAAUUUUUUUGUACUGGUUUUUAAAAUACGCAUUCUUUUGGAUAAUGUCCGUUUGGGGUGGGGAGCGCUAGUAGAACUAAGUGGCGUCGGUAACAAUAGCCAAAAUUUGCUUAAUUAUGUAAGCUAAAAUUCAUGUUGAGCGAUAGCCUACAGCAUUAGCUUGUUGCAGCAGACUGUAUUUUGGUUAUUAGGCAGAAUAAUAGAAAAUUUAGCUAGUUUUAUUAGAUGCGGUCUGAAAUAAAUUUGCCUAAACGUCACGAUUUUCUCAGGUGCUGUUGUCUACUUUCUGAAAAUAAGGUGACAAAACAUAUCUAAAUAAGGAUUUAGUGAAGGCCCCUAAGUAUUUCCAGGCGGCCACAGUCGCCUGUUAUACAGAAAAGUCGGUAAUAGGGGUUUUACGAAUGAAGCAUCUAGGUGGUAUACUAAAUGCCGAAGAUGAGGGAAACGCGGUAAAUAUUUUAAAGUUUGAAUCAACGUGUAUAAUAACCUUACAUGUAAUAACGAAAACAACACGGAAAAUUUAAAAAAUAAACAAUAUGAAAGGCUUGAUUUGCGGACCAAUUUAUGUUAACCGCUAAUAAAUAGUUUGCAUCAGGAAAUGUAACACAGUCGAAUCCAACCAAUCAGAAUGAACGCAAAAAGAUAAGGGAGACCAUUACUCAGUUUUUUGAACAGUAGUGCAAUUACCAUGGGCGCUAUGCCGACGAUAUCCGACCAGAACGUUUUGCAAAAUGGAUGACCACAAACGUAAACCAAUAGCAGACUGCGUCGUUUUAUCUGUGUGAUAUUAGUUUUUCUGAAUGCAGUAGACGUGGAAAUAUUUUGGUAGUCUAUUCCGAGUUAGUAAAAAUCCAAAGACGUUAUCUGGCCAGUUGUCUUUUCGCAAUACGAUAUUUUUUUCUCGAUAUCACACGCUUUUUCUGCAAAAGCCAAGGGAAUUGCUCAACGUCAACCGCAGCGUCAAAUUCAAUGUGAUCAAAUAAUGGAAAAAAUAAAUUUGGAGAAGUUAGUGGAUUACUGCCGGCGGAAAUGACAUGACAGUGUAUAAACAUAAUGAAUUAGCAUGACCGACGGUGCCCCUCGAACGGCUUUGUAUUACUAUAGGUCCGUUUCCGAACGAAAAUGAUCCCGAUAACCGGCUCUAUGCUUACGAACAGUUGGCUAACAUACUGCGCAAUUAUUAUGCGCCGAGCCAAUGCGCCUAUGUUGGCGAAGCGCAAUAGCGCCCGUGGUGUGACCUAUAUGCACUGGAAAUGAUGGAAGCACCGGAAGUCUUUUUAUCUUACGCAGCAGAUGCAUAACCACUGUGAGGGAAAGUAGACGUCGAAGAAAAUGACAUAAGUUUAAGUAAAACGUAUUGUACAAAAAAAAUUGAAGUCAUUUUCCCUAACAAAGGGAUAGUUUUGUCGUCCUUUUUUUCAUAAUCAGUCAUAUUUGUUCAAGAAUAACGGUAUGGCGGAAAUAAACCUGAUUGUAUCGUCAUGAUUAAUCAUAUAGCGAGCCGCGUCAGCCUUAAGCCAGCUGGCAUUUCAGUGUCCGCCAAGGAUGAAUGAAGUCAAUUGAUGGCCUCUCUGUGAUAUAAAAGUGUUUGUACAGCAGUGUCCUGUAUCGAAAAGAGAGGUCGCACGAUCACUUGUGAAUUCUCUAAGAUCACGGAUCGGAAUUUUAUGCGUACCCAACCGACUAUCUUCGAAUUGCAUCUAUGUCGGACUAUGAUAAACGACCCAUUUGAUCAGAUGCUGCCUAAGCAUCACAUCACAGCAAAAAAGUAGAUAAUUCUAAGUCUGGCGUCGUCCCAAUGCUAUGAAGUGAUGUCUACAAUCAGUGACCCGCCCGAAGGGAUUCUGUCGACAUAUCGCACCACAACUAGUGGUAGGAAAUUCUAGGGCAAACUGCAACGUCCUUAAUGGAGAGGCAAGGUUACGCGAUCGUUUGCCAACUUUCUAAGCUAAGAACAUUGCGGAUUAUUUCACGGGAGAUUAACCGGCCUCCUCCUAGUAGUAUGUUGUAAUGCCGAUGAUAAGCGACCCAGUCGCGAUAAAGGAGUUAAGACUGACAGCAGUUUCUCAAAUGUCUGAGCUAAAGUCAUGGUAACUUAUGCAAUGGAAAGUCAGAUGGGAGUCCCCCCUAAUCGUAUGUGUAAAAAUCGACGAUCAACGGCCAUGUUAAGGAGAGUAUUCAAUUAAGCAUGACCUACUUUAGCGCGUAUAAUAAGCAUUCUUUGCACGCCGUUACCAUUUAUUAGGCCUUCAGUAGAUCCGAACUCAUUUCUGAAAUCAGGAUUUUGUAGGUUUUUGAUAGAUUCAAGGCUACUUAAGCCCUUAUUUCUCUUCUCUGAGCAAAUGUGCAUCCGCAUUAUACUUUGAUGUUUUUUAUUCUCAUUUUCCUACGAUAAUUUCAAAGGCCUGCGAUUCGGACCUCGGUAGAUAAAUUUACGCUGAUUUAACCCACUGCUGUGUGUGAUGUUUGACCAGCGGAGUGAGUUUUAUUGACAACCAUGCGUCUGUUCUGUAUUAUUUUGUCUCACGUGGCUUGCGCUUCACGUCAGAAUGCGUACGCGCAGAUAACAGUAGGGCAAAGUCACAUUAAAAAAGGCUACAAGAUGAAAGACACCCGAAGUCCUGUAAACUCUCUUUCAACCUAAUCCCAAUGCGACCACAGGUUUUUAUGAGUGUCUGAUUGGUCAGUUGUGAGGUCAACACACUGAUACUGGUGAAUACUAACAAGACCAAAAUCUCUCCUACCGCUUCCGGCUCAGCCGACGCCAUCUUAAAUAUGAAUUAGGCCGCGCCUAGUCAGUCGCUUGCAAACCCAUCUCACCGAUACCACUGGUGUCAGGGGCACUGAAACCUAAUCGUCAUACCUGUUGUGCCCGCAAUCGCUUCCAUAUGACAUUCGGACAGUGCAUGAGCCUAUUUGGUCAUAUGUAUUUCCAUGGAUAUAUUCGGCAAACAGCGCUGUUCAGAGUCCAUCACCACACCGUGUCCUGCAUCGCCGCAUGCAUCUUAGGUAAGCAUAUUAAUGACACCUACACGCAACACUGCACUUCUUCCUAUCUCUCACGGCAUGCAUACGAUGCACUUUUCCAUUGCCGUUAUCGCGGACGAAUGUCGCAUUUCACUAGCAGCAAGUCCUUCGUUAGUAAACAGUUUGCCAUAUUAUUUAGCCGGAGAUACAGUAGGUGAGUUAACUCAUGCAAUGCCAACCAAAAUUCUAAAAUGCGUUUUCGUUUUAAAAAGAUUAAUUAAGUAGGGUUGUAAGAAGGAUCAUCAUGCAGCGUUAUUGUAUAAUAAAUCGGUAACCACAGAAUGCCGGCUAUCGAAAUAACUUUUUUCGGCAUCAUGCAAAGACCACAUGGUGUAAAAUAUGAUUACGUAAUUAGAAUGUAUUUGUCCCGUUUAUUUUCGGCGUCCUUAAUAAUUUAAUUAUAUUUCAUAGGAAAAAUGCAUAAAAAUAUGCAUUCGUCUAUGUAUUUCGUAAGAAAAUACGUGUUUCUUCCAUUUUAUACUCAAAAGAAGGGUAUAAUGCGGCUUUCAAACACCUUUCGAAUUCUAGCAUAAUUUGAACCCAGUAUGUCGUUACACUUACAUUUCGGGUCUGCAAAUUACGAUCCGCGGAUUUUCUACGUACUUAAAACCCUAUCGUUCUCUACGAUAUUAAGAGGAGACUAUAUAAAAUUCAUAAAGUGUACCAAUGGAUUUGAGCCGUAUUCAGACUUUUACAAGCCACGUCGGUUAAUGCACAGACAUGACGUUUUGUGAAAGGGCAUUUCCUGGUUUUAAAAAACCACACAAUCGGAAACUUUUAUAAAACCUAUAAAUCCCCUUCUUUUGAGUAAAAACGUUGAAAGCCGAUCUAAUUUACUACCGAAUAAACGAAAAAAAAAUAUAUAUAUAUAUACUCGUUUUUCAUGAAAUCUGAUUGGACUUGUAGGACAUUAAAAAUCAAUGAGAAAAAUGCAUUCUAAAUAAGCAGUCAUUUUUACAGAGUAUAGGUUUUGCAUCACGUCGGUAGGAAGUUAUUUCGAUAGGCGACUUCCCGUCAAAACUUAACUAUUAUAGAAUGAUGCUGCAUGAUAAUAUGUCUUAGAACACAACUAAAUUAAUCUUUUCAAGACAAAAGUGCAUUUUGGAAUUUCUGUUAACAUUUCGUGGGUCAACCCACCUACUGUAUACAGUGAGGAUCGACUCACUCCUGAUAUCCAAAGACGUCAAGAAUCCAUCACCACACCCUGUCCUGCAUCGCCGCAGGCAUCUUAGGUACGCAUAUCAAUGGCACCUACACGCAACACUAGACUUCUUCCUAUCUCUUACGGCAUAAUUGCCAUAUACUAUUCCAUCGCCGGUAUCGAGGACGAAAGUCGCAUGUCACUAGCAACACAUUCCUUGUUAGUGUUAAGCAUUUCAUUUUAUUUAGUCGGAGAUAUGCAUUGAGGAGCGACUAACACGUGACAUCUAAAGACGAGCUGCAAUUGUGCGUAAUCGCACCGUCACUGACUAAAAGAUCUACAGAAUGAACUAAAGCAUCCAGAAGAGAGAUAUUUGGGACGCUAUAGAUGAAACUCUCUACAGGGCGCAUCAGAACGCUCCACAAUGGUAAACAUCUGAUACGAAUAUCUUGAUUGUUUGUUAAAUGAUUGUGUAACACCGAUGUUUAUCAGGACGGACAAUGAUGCUGUGUAUAUGACAUAAAAUCUUCAUUUAGGAGCAAAGAAACUCGACGUGGUCCUAGAUCAUUAUGACGUACAAAACUAGCAGACAAGCUUUGGCAUUUAAAAAAACUCUAGAUUCUCAUAGCGGUACUCAGAAAACGCGGUGGCGUACAUAUGUUGAUUCCGAUAAAGUCUCUUCAGACCAGUGCAGUUGUAUGCAAACAGGUUAGAAGCAACAGAAUGUCAUUGAUAAGAGAAAUCAAGUGCAGUGCCUCUAAAAGCACAGGCGGGACGUGGAAAAAUUUAGGGCGCGGUGGGAGGUAAUAGAAUUUAAGGCCAAAGGGCAAGAUGAGAGCUGAAAAGCACGGGGAGUUACAGCUUUAUUUGACAUUUGAUCACUACUGGUGUGGAGACUAAACGAGGUUCCUCUGUGCGCACACAAUUGGUUUUCAUAACCUAGUUGCAUCUGUUUCAGCCCAGCCGACAGACCAUCUCAUAUUCUCUUUAACAGGCGUCGACUAGUGCGACCAGUACAACCUGCUCCACAGGAUAAAAUGGAGGUAUAGAGGAACAUCGAGGUGGUCUGAGCUGGCAAUUUAUCCUUACCUACUCCGCGUAAAAUACGGUUAGUAGAAAAUGAAGCUAGGAAGGUUUACCAAGCAGCCUGAUCAAGGCGUCUCCCUAGGAGUUCACUUGCAGCCUCCGCGUGGAAAGGGAGUUUGAGGAAGAGGGUCUAUCUACCAGCAGUCGAUGCGGUGUGUCUCACUGAUUGUAGGAAAAUGUUUUUUUGCAGCAAACUUGUCAGGACACCCAUUGUCGCGAAGCAGGUCUUGGAUUAGUCUAAUCGACUACUGGAUUUCAUCUGCCGAACUGAUUUUCUAGCUCUGUGUCAAACAUCAAAAUAUAUUUCCUUUUAUUUGAUGUGCAAGAAACUGGCAACUGUUAUGUAUUGUCUAGACCAGGUCGUCUUCCGACGGACGAUCCUUCGGACUCUACCGUUAAGUCUCCUGCCUAAAAGAACAUUAUGAAUCUGAUCAUAGCGCAAGUUUCCACUUCCAAUGUGAAUUAAAUGGACGGGUGUGCCCAAUUUACAACGUUUAAGAAGAUAGCGGUGUAGAUUUCUACGGUUAAAAUUGCAAAGACGUCGACAAAACAGUAAACAUAACGUUUGGGCUUGUCGAUGUGGUCGUUAAGAUGGAAUCUUUCCAGCUUAUCUAUAAAGACAUUGACUGGAGAGGCCCAAUAGGGAUAUUCGAGAAACAGCGUAUCCGAGAUGAUUGAAAUAAUCUGUGACUAAAUUAUUGCCUAACAGCAAGACAACGUUCCAAGAUGUUUUACGGUGGCGAACAAGGGUGAUAUAUGCGUCUUACCCCCUUUACAUGAUAGGAUAUGGAACGCAUAAAAAUGAACAUGAGGACUGCUCCUGUUCAAAUGCCAGAAUGCGCAUGUUGAUCAGCACGCUAAUUCCCCUAAUGGUUGUUUUAGACGGGUGCAAUUGGUUUAGACGUAAGUGAACCUAUGUUUACCCAAAAAUGACUUAUAGGAAUGCUGCCUUUCUUCUUCUGCAUCCUCGCAAAAUGACCCUUAUGUGCAAGUUAAGGAUGGUACACAUUUACAAAAAUUCACUAAGAUCCGUCUCUUUUUUUUACCCUACUUUCUGCUCGACAGAGUAUGGCUGCUGUUAAUGAGACUUUACAUAUAAAGCAGAUGUGCUAACUUAUUAAAUUUCAACCAAAAUUUCGAAAUGCGUUCUCGUUUCAAAAAGAUAAAUUAAGAAGUGUUGUAAAACUAACCAUAAUGCAGCAUAAAUCUAUAAUGACCCAGUUAUCUUAUGGUGUCGGCUUUCGAAAGAAUCUAUCCUUGGCUGCAUGCAAGAUCCAUCCUCUGCAAAAAAUGACUGCUUAACUAGCAUUCAAUUUUCUCAUUGAUUUUCGAUGCCCUUGAAAAUUACAUUAGAGUUCCCGGAAAACAUGCAUACAUACAUUCAUUCGUUUACUUAUUCGGUAGAAAAUCACGUCUUCUUCUAAUUUCAUACUCAAAAGAAUAGUAUAAUUUGGUUUUAAAAAACGUUUCUAAUUGUGAGAUUUUUCAAUACGGUUAAAUGGCCGUUCAUGAAACGUCAUGUAUUUGCAUUUGCGAAUGUGGCUUGUAAAGUUAACAAUAUUGCAUACAUUUCUCUACGGUACUAAGAGGAGACCAUAUGAGGUUCAUAAAAUUAAGCAAGGGAUUUUAGCAAUAUUGUUUACUUUCCAAGCAACAUUGUAAAUUGAGAUACAUGACGUUUCAUGAACGGCCAUUUAACCGUAUUAAAAAUCUCACAAUUAGAAACCUUUUUAAAAAUGAAUUAUACUCUUCGGUUGAGUAUGAAAUAGAAAGAAAACGUGACUUUUUACCGAAUACGUAAAAGAAUGAAUGUUUUUAUGCAUGUUUUCCGUGAAAUCUAAUGGAAUUUUCAAGAGCAUCGAAAAUCAAUGAUAAAAUUGCAUGCUAUUUAAGUAGUCAUUUUUUGCAGAGUAUAGAUAGUGCAUGCAGCCAAAAAUAAGUUCUUUCGAAAGCCGACACCCCGUUGUAACCGGAUAAUUAUAGAUUCAUGCUGCAUCGUGAUUAGUUUUACAACACUUCGAAAUUUUUCUUUUCGAAAUGAGAAGGAAUUUCGAAAUUUUGGUUGACAUUUUAUGAGACAACACAUCUACUGUACACUUCUCAUUCAAAAAUGCUGAAAAAACACUUCAUUUAUAAAAAAAAUCGCGUAAAAAUCGGGAGAUGGCACCCAAAAAAUCCGGGCAACCAAAGCAGCCUGACUUACGGUACAGGUGGUAAUAGGGGUUUUAUAGUUGGUGGAUGGUCGGGAUGUACGAUACUAGCCGACGGAAAGCCUUAUUUGUACAGGAAAAUGAACAAAGUUGGCCCGCUCUCCGUUCCGUUAUUACAAAAUAGGUCGCCAAAGGGGGUAUAAUGGUAAUGGACGAGUAGAAGGCGUAUAAUCGUCUUCCCUCAGAAGCUUAUCUACAUUUCUCUGUUAACCACUCAAAUAAAUUCAAGGACACUGCAACCGGACAGUACACCAAUGUCAUUGAGGCAUACUGGAGAAGGCCGAAAAGGAAACUCAACGACGGAUACCCUGUAUGUGGUCGAGCUGUGUGGGCUCACGUAGACGAAGUACAGUAUCGUCUUUGGUUUGGCCUCAAUGCCAUGUCUUUGACAGAUGCCUGGGAACUGUUCCUUUCCCAUGUUGUGCAGACUUCUCCUAUUUAAAACUGAUUUUGUUUUGUAAUAAACUGCCAUAAUGCGAAUUUAUGCCGUAUAUUCAGGUGUAUGUGUGUAACUAUGGGGAAUGUGGGUAAGAACGACCAUUGUCCAUGUAGCCUCCCGCGAUGUUCAUUCGGUCAGUCCAUGUAAGGCCAUCGGGGAAAGUCCAAGUAAAGCGUGAAAGUAGGCCUGCAACCGCUGAUAUGGCCUGAAGGCCUUUGAAUUCACUGUUAAAGGUAUUAUUUCCAGGUAACGGAUAUUUUUGGUGCCAUCUCUCGAUUGUUCCCAAAAACCGUGUGGAUGGCAAUCGGACAACCGACCAGUAAAGUGCUUAUUGAUGCAUAUUUAAGGGUACAGUACACUUGUAUUAGGAUCUUAGCCAGAUAACGAUUUGAGUCUUAAAUUGCGUUUGUUAAUACAAGUGCCUCAAUAUCCAGCCUUCAGCCGUAUUUUGAUGUUAGUGCCUUAGACACGUUCUUGUAAAUGGGGAUAAUUAGACAGAAUAUGAAAUAUACGCUGCAUUUUAGAGCAAAGCAAAAAUGUCCUAACGGUUUAUGUUCAUUAUUUGAUAUGUUUAUAGCUGGAGCUCAAGUGGGAAUGGCGGUUUCAUUAUUCAUUUUUAUCACGUAUAAUCUCAAAAGUAAUCGGACUAAAUCUCAUUUGUGGAGCUUGUGAAGAAUUUGUCAUAUUCUUACUAAUUCAUUUUCAUGAAAUCGCAAGCAGUCAGACUUUUAGAUAUCCUCAAAAAGCUUGUCAGACCUCCUCAAUUAUACUUUAUCUUCUCCUAUAGGAAAUGCGUUUUGUCCACUGCAAGGGCGCCAACUUAAUUUAGAUUACGCCGUUGAAAACUUGUUGUCCAAAAUGCCUACGCAUACAUCCAUCCAAGCACAUGACAUGGAGCUCACCGUGAGUGUGACGGUGAUAUUCGAUGGAGAGGCGACUGUUAUCGACUGUGUGUUUUUAAGGAGAGUUCGAACGGCAAAAUUUGUACAGUAUACUUGCAGUCUAUUGUUUCCCGUUGUUCAAAUUUCUUUUUCUCCCAAGGUACUAUUUAAUUAUGAAUACCGUUCUUACAUGUUACGUACUAAAUGGAACCUUUGCGAAUCGCAUUUGAGCUCUUAUAAUUUGCAAUUAAUUUGUCCAUGGUUUGAUAUUAACUUCUUACAAUGCGUUCUUAGGACUCUUUAUGCAAGCUGGGUUCUCGCGUAUACGAGGGAUGUGGCAGCAUGGAUUAUACAGCGCGCAAUGUCACAUCAAAUGCCGUGGUGGACUACACGUUCUUUGAAGGUGGACAAGGUUUGCCUAAUAUGA